AUUAUAUUGAGGUAUAUAAUAUGUAUAUUAAAAUACCAGUAAUUAUUUAUACAUAAAAUGUUGUAAUAAAAUGUUUACACUGACUUUGAAGAUAUAUAAAAUUGGUGUGCUUCCAUAGGUUGUUCCUAAGAAUAACUUUAUAGAGAAUUAACAGGUCCUCAAAGUUUGUGUUUCAUGUGUCUUUCCCUAUAGACUGUUGGGAUUCUGACAGUGGUGAUUUAAAUAUAGGUAAACAUUAAUUUCUGACUGGCAGUGUAACUUUCUAUUCUUGACUUUUCUCUAUAGCUGAACAAUUAUAUUUAACAAACAGCUUGGGAAAUCUUGUAAAAAUAUUACUCUCUAGAUGCUUGAGAUGACUCCCUACUCUGCUAUCAUUUCAGUGUUCAGAUUUUUUUUUCUCUUAGAGGUACAUUAUCCCCACUUAGAAGUCAAAACUAUAAAAUUAAGUAAAAAUUGUUUACUCUUUCCCAUUUACCUCAGUUUUCUAAUAAAAUAUGUCUUAAAAAUUAUACCCUUUUUUGAAGAUUGGUUUGCAGUGAAGAUUUUUCACCCACCUUUGCUGUUUCUUCAUCACUUUACAUCAAUAUAUUUUACUGUUAAGAAGUUAACCUGGUUAUCAGGUCAGCAACCAAAGGCUCCUUUAAUGUCCCUAUGUAUCCUCUGUCAAUUAGAGUUUGUUAAUCAGCAAUAAUAUUACAAGGUAAUUAAGUCACCUUUCAGGUUGGAGUAAUAGAAUUAAACUAAUGAAAACACAUUUAAAUGAUCAAAGACUAUAAAAAGAUAGACAUUUCUUCUUUUUAUCAUCAAUGAUGAGUGAUCUUAAAGGGACUUUGCCUGUGUUCAUCCAAGCCAUACUUAUUAAUCAAUAAGCUGUUAUUAGAGUCAGAACUUUCUGACUUCAUAUCUGGCUCUUGUACCAAUUGUGUCAUCUACCUGAGAGCACUGAAAAGGGCCCCUUUUAAAUUGUGGGCUUUAGGUAGAAAUUGGUUUGCUUGUCAGAUUCAUUUUCACUAGUUUCAGCUUAGAAAACAUAAAAGUGCCAGUUUAUAUUUCAUUGGCUUCAUGUACAUAUGACAUCCAAAGGUAAAAAGUUCAUUAAUUAAUUUAUUCCAAAAUUUUUUAAUGACCUGAAAGAUAGACAGAGAGUAUAAAUAUCCUAAAUCAAAGACUUUGAAGAUAGAUAAGAAUAUAUUAAAUUACCAAUAGAAUAUCACCAAAUCUUUAAUUCAUUAAGGCUUGUUUGCAAUGGUGGCAGGUUUUUUCCUACUCUUAGAAGUAUCUCUUUGGAGUACUCUUAAACUUAGGUAUUAAUUUAAUUAUUUAAUUCUAAUUUUCUCCACUUUUUAUAGUUAUAAUAGUAUCCAGAUUGUUAAUGAAAAUUUAUGAUAUGUUAUUUUUACCUUGUUUUGACUAGUUUCGGCUUUUAAAUUUUCUAUAAGUAUCAUUGACUUUUGUUUGGUCCAAACCUCUGUUGAUGGUUUAGUGAACUUUUGGUUAGGAAACCUUCUCUGUCAUUGCAAAUGUAUAGCUCCUAUGCCAGUUAGUCUUAAGAGAGCUACCUGGGGCACUGAGAGGUAAGUGACUUGCCCAUGAUCACUUAGGCAGUAUCUAUCAAAAGUGGUACAUGACUCCUGUGUUUUUCUGCCUUAGAUAAUAAUUCUCUCUUAAAUGUGUUGUAUUGCCUCUCCUUCAUGUAUUGAUGAUAUUUGAUGUUAACAAUGUUGAAUCAGUAGCAUAUCUUUAUAGAUUUCAUUUUAAAUGCUGUGCUUAUGUUUGUAUAGCCUUCAAUAAUGUGGAUACUUGAAAGUCAAAGUGGCCAAAAAAUGCAUCACCUGGCAACCAAUUUUCAAAUGCUGUUGUGUUUAACUGAGCUGUUUCAGGUGGGUGACAGAUAAUAUCAUUUGGCUUUGGGCCCAAAUCAAAAGAUCCUAUCCAGUUUGAUUAGGACCAUAAGAGAGUUUUAAGUUCCAUCAGCCUGGAUAGGGUCAUCAAUGUGCCAUGAAGAGAAUUGGAGUAGGGUGUUAUUGGAAGAUCAUUGGUUUGUAUUAUAGUCUAAUCACUUGACAUUAUAAAAUGAAGCAUUAGAUAAACUUGUAACCAUUGGGAUUUUUAAAAAGCAUUCUUAACUCCUGACUUAAUUUUUUUUGACACUCAUUUAACUUAAAACUACUAAACAGAUUUUUAUUUUAAUCUUUGGAACAAAAAAUGUUCUCUUGGGCUGAUACCAGUAUGUUAUAUGCCAAGUUACAGACCAGAAUCUAUUUUUAUAGGCCAAGAUACAAACCCCUGAAAACCGGAGUUUAUAAUGGAAACGUUGACAGACCCUUAACUGUUGCAGCACACAUGGUGCUGCUAAAAUAAUAAGGUAUAAUGUGAACUAUUUCUUAUGUGGGGUGAAGAUUAAAUUUUCAACUCACUUUUAAUGCAAAUACAUUGUGAAGUAUUUAUUAAGAGCUCACGUGCCCAUGAUAUGUUUAGAUGCCAUAAAACCAAAUUAAAUAUGCGAUUCUUAUUUCUUAAAGCUAUUUAUCUGAAGUGGACAGUUCACAUAUUUACUGAAAAGCUUUCAUUCAAAUAUAUGAACUGCACAGCAUACCUGUGAGACUUGUGGUAGGUAAAGUUGACUGGAGACCAUUCCUUAUAGAUUCUAUUUGACACCAAAUCCUAGAAAUCCUAUCUCUGAAGAAAACCUUCUCAGGACUCACUCCACAGAUAAUUCUGGAGCAGAGGAGACAAAACCACAUUUGUUAUAUUCUGCUUCCAGCAAACGCUAGAUGGACCACUUGUUGGGCAUGUUGUGUACAGACAGUCUUGCUCAGGAAAUGUUCUGAACGUUUGGCCUCCCUGAAGGACCCUUUCAACUUGGAAGUUGUGUGACUGCUUUGUAAAUCCAGGCUGACAUUUUACUUUACAGUGGAGUCUAGAUUCUUUAUCCCGAGUGCAUUUGGAUAUUUGAAUCAGGCGAAGGCAGCUCACUCAAAUGGACAGAGAGAUAGCCCUCCAGGGAGUAGACUCCAGCUUUAGGCUGUCCCUUGUUUGUUUUGGCUUUCUCACAAUGGACAGGCUACUUGACCUCCCUGUGAGCUGGGGAGCACUUACAGAUUUGGUCUGGCCAAGAGUUUCCUCCCUGGGACUUUCCCAAUAUGAUCACAAGGGUAGUCCUUCUUCCCCCAUGGCUACUGCAUUCAAUGUUUAAAUUUCAGCUCUGGAGAGACAUGCCCCUUUCAAAGAUGUGCAGUGUGGAAGCACGUGUACACAUGCACACACACUCACACACAACUUUGAUCCAUCUGCACUUGAUCCAGUAGUAUGGAAGUUAAGCCACGUUUAUUACCUGAGAGUACGCUGUCAUUUGCCCUCUCCCCCAUCACCAUUUUUCUUUCUUUAGGUCUUAUCUUGACAUUGGUUUUAUUUGGAACAUUCUUAUUAAGUUAUCAUCACCAUUAUAUAAUACUGCUUCAAUGACUAUCUGCUCAAUCUGUCCUCCUCUGCUAGAUAUAGCUCUGCUAAAAAUGGUUUUCAAUUUAUCAGAUAUCCUUGAUUGAUUUGUGCAUACAUUUUUAGAGGCUGAAUUUUCCCUUAAUAGUUGAUUUUACUUAGUAGUUAUAUUGUUGCCAUUGGGUAUGGGGAAGAAGAGGAAGUCUUUUCCUUUUCUUGUUAAGCUGUUAGAGAGUAGAGGUGUUAGUUAUGUUCUGUGUACUGCCCCAGAGCAUUGAGAGGUGUUGGAGAAUAAGAAUUUGGUGUACAAAGAUAAUGAAGUGAUAGAUUCUGUUCUACAAAUUUGGAAAGUACUUCGAGAAGAAGGCAAAAUGGUAAAUGUUAAGUUGAAUCUUAAAGAAUCAGAUUCUCUGAUGAAUCCCCCCCCCUUAAAUAUAGUUCAAUGACCCAUUUCUACAUACAUAGAAUGAUUAAAUAUAUAACAGUUGUAGAUAUCUCUUUAUAUACAGUAGAUACGAUUUUAUUGAUAAGAGAAAGACAGCAUGUGAUUAUUUUUUAUACAAAUAGCCUUAAAAGCAUUAAUACCUUGGUUUUUUUUUUUUAAUAUUGUGUUAGAAAGAAUAAACAGAAUAGUCUUAAUUUAUUUUUCUUUUUAUCUCCCUCUAAUUGGAUCAUUCUCAGACUUCUAAAUACAUUAUCUUGGUGGCAAAAAGACUUUUGGGGCUUUUCAUUGCUAUGUAGAUUGUACUUACAGAGACAAAAAAAAUGAACGUCAACAAAAACUUUAGUAUAUUUUAUGAGAAUUGUGUUAACUUUUAUUACAUUAGCAGGAAAUAUAAGGAAAUUGUAACCUAAUAUUUUUCUUUUAUUUUUCAAGAAAAGAUAUGUGUAUAUAUGUUUUAGCAAAGGGUUAAACCUUAGCAAAAUAAGUUAUGUGGGUAAUGUUAAAAUUCUCUUGGUCAGGCAAAUCACAGAGAUGAAAGCAAUCAUGUGAAGAAAGGUUAUUUCCCUGGGACUGUGACUAAUAUUUCUUUUAAUUAAUCAUAACAAUAUAUUUGCUGUUUUCAUGACUUAAAUUUGAUUGAUGACUAACCUCACCAACUGGGGUGACAGGAAAGAGCUUUAAGGCUUUUUCUUUUGUACUUGAGUCUAGCUAGUCAUUCAUCCAUCUCUUGUUAGGAUUUUAUACUUAAGUAUAUACCACCAUGCAGUUGUCUUUGCUGAAUUUCAUACCUUUUUUUUUUUAGGAUUUUUUUCCAGUUAGUCAUUUUGAUUUUAUAUUUAGAAUAUCAGUAACCUACUGAGUACCAUCUGGAAAUUUGACUUAUUUUUUCCAGUCACAGCCAUAGAGGUUAUAAUAAUACUUGCAAUUCAAAUCCAAUUUUAUAUAGUACUUCCCAAGUUUCCAGUGUGCUUUACACAGAUUUACCUCAUUUGACUCUCACAAGAGCCUCAUGCAGAAAAUUACCCAAGAUAUUUCCCAGGUUGUAAAACAGAAAGUAAGAAUCUGUAAGGGGGACUGAUUUACCUAAAGUUGUGCCAGCUCAUUAAGCAGGAAAGCAGACCUAGAACCUCAAUCUUUUGACUCCAACUUAAUUGCCCUUUCCAUGUGAAGCCAGCACCAGAGACUUAGAACAUGUCGAAAUAUCCCUUAUGUUCCAGAACCUCUUUAUUCAUGGUCCAUUAAUUUUUUUCUAAUAACUGUGUUGUAAUAAAAUUAUUACCUUGAUAAUUUUGUUGAUUUUUCUGUGAAAAUCAUCUUAAUUGAGAUGAGUUUAAAAUUCUAACUUGAAAUAUCUAUCAUUUCCUAUUCUUAUUGGACAAAAAGUCAUUAACAUUAUUAGAGCAGAAUUAGAUUGGGAUAGUUUGCCUUUACUUGUAACAGAUAACAGUGUUUUAAACAGUUUUAACAAGGCUUUAAACAAUUCCAGCUUUCUUACUUUUCUCAUAGUUGAUCUCGGUAAUGCCACAUGAUACUGGUGAUGCUUUCUAGUGUGAGCUUUGGCUCACUAAAUUAAAAUGAUAACUUAGAGGGCAAUGAAACAACAUAGAGUGGGCAUAGGAGAGCAGUAGUGUGUGCCCAACAGUGACUUCCAUAUAAGUAAUCAUACUAAUCAGCAUUUCCUGUUGUACUACUACCUCAGACAUUUCUUGGUUGGUAUACUAGCAGAAACAUGAAUAAUGGCCCCUCACUGAUUCAUAAUUUUGAAGUUUCUUCCAAAUUUUACCCCAUUCUUCAAAAUAUCAAUAGAUUAUAAAUUCCCUGAAGGUAGGACUGUUUCAUUUUUGUUAUGAUAGUCCCAGUGCCUAGUAUAGAGUCAUGUCAAGAAUAGCUGCUAUUAAUAAAUAUUGACUGAAUUAUAUUGAAUUUGUUUAGAAAGUAUAAAAGAUAAAAUUAAAUCUCAGUAAUAAAAAUGUUGAAUUUUAAGAGAUUUAUUAAUGAUCAUUAGAAAUCAAGUAAUAAAGAAGAUACAAAAUAAAGACCAUGUGCCCAUGGCUGAUCAGCUGGUUUCAAAUACCCAUCUUACCACCACCAAACUCGGAACAGGAAGUAAAGAGGUGGGACCUUUCGUGUCCUUGCCUAAUAUCCACUGUCUACAGGAAGUACAUAAUGGCAGGAAGUCAGCGGGCUCCUGGGAAAUGUAGUUAUUUUUUUUUUAGGGUAACAGAUUUUCAACUAUACAAAAGAGAAAGAAAAGUUAUCAUAUUGCUGUAAAGUUAGUAUUUGUGGCCAGUCUUUGUUCAUACACUUUAAUUCAUUGAUUAUUUCUAAUAUGAUUUAAAAAUUGUAAUCUGAUGUUAGAAAAUUUGCAUGAACAGCUAGGAUCAUAAGUGGUAAAGUCAAAUGGGAAAAAAGUCUUUAUAACAAAUAAAUAAGAGUCUGAAAUCCAAAAUAUAUAGUGAAUUUGUAAAAAAAAAAAUAUGAUGAAAAGCCUUUCUAAUUCAUAAGUGGUCAAAGAAAAUGAAUAAAUGGUUCUUAAAAUAGGAAUAGCAAGAUACUGAAAUGUAUGAAAAAUUCUUCAGAUCACUAAUAAUUAUAAUUAUAAAAAUGAUAACACUAAUAAUAAGAAACUAGAAUGUAUUUAGCACCUAGUAUGUGCCAAGCUUUUAGAUUGUUAUUUUCCUAAUUUUACAGAUUACCUGAGGCAGAGAUGAAAUAACUUGCCCAGGUUUUCACAGCUAGUAGAUGUCAGAUCGGAGUUGAACUUUGGUCUUCCCUGACUUCACACAGAACUUUGUGCACUACUAUGCCACCUUCCUGCCUGAUUGUAAAUCAGAACAACCCUGACAUUUAAUUUUACCCGUAACAACUUGGUGGAAGGUUGAAGAGUGGAAGGUGGAAGGUGGAAGAAGAAAACAGUUGAUCCUGGAGAGGUCUUGGUGAGAUAGACAUAGUAGUGUGUUGUCAGUAGAAUUGCAAGGUGAUCCUUUCAUUCUGGAAAGCAAUUUGGGAUUAUGAAAAUUAAUAAUUAAGUUAAAAGAUUUCAUUGUUAGGUGUAGACCAAGAAGGUCUAUGACAAAAGUUAAGUUCUUAUAUAUAUCAAAAUAUUUGUAGUAGCAAAGAAUUGUAAAUAAAGUAGAUUAUGCUUGAUUGAGGAAUGACUAAAUAAAAUGUAUAAUAUAGAAUAGACUUACUGUAAGAAGUGAGAAAUAUGGUGACCAAAACACUGGAAGACUUAAGUGAAGUAUUAUUAUAAGAAUGAGAUUAAAAGUAUGUAUACAUAUAUGUAAAUAUGUAUAUAUAUAUAUAUUUGAUAAGAUAUAGUUUGAUAACUUAAGAAAUCUGGAAUAUUGACUCAAGGACUGCAGAGAGGCUCAUGUGAGGAAUUCUUUGGAAGGUCUUAGAAUGUAAGAAGUGGGAGGAGCAGGGGAAGUGAAGUGGCAGUUAGCCCUGGAUAAAGAAAGGAUUAGCUGACUGUGUCUUCUCUCUCACUUACCACAGACUUGGGUUUGAGAGGAAAGGAGGAAAAUCCUGUUGAAUCUUAGUGUUUUUCCUUUGAACACUUUGGAAAACACUAGGAAGAGGAAUUUGUUACCAUCUACCAGUGAUUCAGUGGUUGAUUUUGAAGAAGAUCAAAGAGAUCCUGUCUGUGUUCUGAACUUUGAGUCUCUCCAGAGUCACAGCUCAGCUUCAUUGAGCUUCAGCCUUUUUAGUAACUUGGAGACAACUUUAAGAUAUUGAUACUUGAACUUAUAUAAGGAUUUAGUUUACUUUACAUAGUUUGGGGAUUUUAUUCAGUAUGAGAAGUAAUAGAAGGGCUUGGAUGAAUUCCUAUGAUCUGACGAAUUUAAUCUUACAAUGAAAGUGGAGUGGAUAGUUAUUUAGUUCCCUCAGUGUUAAGGCAUUCUUAUAUUUAACCUUUAAUAUAAAUAAAAUAUAUAUAUUUGUGCACAAGAUUCUCCAAGUUAGUUUGUGCACUGAGCCCACUGAAGGAAGGUUCAAACUUGGGCUUUCCUUUAAGGAGGAGAACUGGGAUAGUUUGUAGGCGUUAGACAAAGUAUCCAGUGUAGUUCCCUACCUUAUUAUAACAUUAUUUUGUACAUUGCUCUGAAGAAAUCAAUAUGAAUGGAAAUACUGAGACUUCUUAAUGCUUCAAAAUCAUGUUGGUCAAGUGUGGCCCCAAAAAAGAGACAUGGAAAAACUCUGCUCACUCAGGACUGUUGUUGGUUGCCUCUCGAACUGAGGAUGACGAUUGUCUUUGUGUGUUUUUGUGCACAAAGACACCUGUGCAUGAAGAUUUAAGUGGAAAAGUCGAUGCACAGAGACAGUCCCAUUCUCUCGGUGUUGGAAGCCUGGGCCCAGUGGCACGAAAAGUCGUUACACCUGGAGACUUCCUCAGCUGCAUUGGAUGGCCGUGUUGUCUUUUGUGCUCCAACAUGCCCUGAGCACUCCACAGUGCUUUGCUGCGUCGCCAUCUCAGCCGCUGAACCUUCUUAUUGGUUUCUUCCGCCUGUUCCACUGAAGCAGUCUUCACCUUCUAGAGCAUCCAUUACUUUUGGGGAUAGUUGCCAUUGCUAGCUAUGUUCCCUUCCUUCUCUGAAACUCGUCACCCCCUGCAGGCUGAAGAACAAGAAGUUGGCAUUGACCCUUUGUUGAAUUAUUUGAAGUCUGAAGGUGAAUCCAAUGAAAAUGGAAGGAUAAAUCCUACCACAGACUCUGAUGGUACUUUCAUUUCCUACAGUAAAGAAUGGGAAGAACUAUUUGUAAACAACAAUUACUUGGCAACUAUACGGCUGAAGGGGAUUAAUGGGCAGCUGAGAAGCAGCAGGUUCCGCAGUGUUUGCUGGAAGCUUUUUCUGAAUGUUCUCCCUCAAGAUAAAAGUCAGUGGACUAGCCAAACUAAGGAAUUGAGAGCAUGGUACAACAGAAUCAAAGAAAGACAUAUUACCAACCCUCGGAAAGCUGCAGGACAACAGGAUUUGAUGAUCAAUAAUCCUCUCUCUCAGGAUGAAGGGAGUCUUUGGAACAGAUUUUUUCAGGAUAAAGAGCUUCGAGCAAUGAUUGAACAGGAUGUCAAAAGAACGUUUCCUGAAAUGCAGUAUUUCCAACAAGAAAAUGUGAGAAAAAUUCUUACAGAUGUUCUUUUCUGUUAUGCGAGAGAAAACGAGCAGUUGCUUUAUAAACAGGGUAUGCACGAGUUGUUAGCACCGAUAGUCUUUAUCCUCCAUUGUGACCACCAAGCCUUCCUACAUGCCAGUGAAGCUGCACGGCCAAGUGAGGAAAUGAAAGCCCUUUUGAAUCCCGAGUACCUGGAGCAUGAUGCCUAUGCAAUGUUUUCACAUCUUAUGGAAACUGCUGAGCCCUGGUUUUCGACUUUUGAGCAUGAUGGUCAAAAGGGAAAAGACACAAUGGUGCCACCCAUCCCAUUUGCCAGGCCACAGGAUCUCGGUCCAUCCAUUGCAAUUGUUACAAAAGUAAACCACAUUCAAGACCAUCUCCUAAAGAAGCAUGAUAUUGAACUCUACAUGCACCUGAACAGACUAGAAAUCGCUCCACAAAUCUAUGGACUACGAUGGGUCCGACUACUGUUUGGACGAGAAUUCCCUCUUCAGGAUCUUCUGGUUGUCUGGGAUGCUUUAUUUGCAGACAGUAUCAAUUUGGGCUUAGUGGACUAUGUUUUUGUAGCCAUGUUACUAUAUAUUCGAGAUGCAUUGAUCUCCAGUAACUAUCAAACCUGCCUGGGACUUCUGAUGCAUUACCCACCAAUGGGGGAUGUGCAUUCGCUUAUCCUCAGGGCCCUUUUUCUCCGGGACCCAAAGAGAAAUCCAAGACCUGUGACCCAUCAGUUCCAACAAAAUUUAGAUUAUUACAAAGCAUGUGGAGCAGAUCUUAUGAAUAAAACCCGGGCUAAUGCCAAAGCUGCCCCACUGAACAUAAACAAGGUCUCCAACAGCCUACUUAAUUUUGGUAGAAAAUUAAUUGGCCCAGCCAUGACCACAGGCAAUAUGGUUGGCCCCAUCCCCAGCGGCAAUAGUGGCACCUCUCCUGCUGCCAUGACGGUCAGGACCCCGGCAGAAGCCCCCCGGCAGCAUCACCCACCGCAGCAGAUACAGCAGCAGAGAAUGAUGAAAUCAGAGAGCAUGCCAGUCCAGCUCAGCAAAGGAGAUGUAGUUACAGGAAGCGAUGCUCAGGUUUCUGUUCCUGUCCAGCCUCUAACUGGCCUCCAAGGGCAGAGCGCCAAGAACAUCAGUGCGUCUCCCAGCAUCGACAGUCUGCCCGGGGGGAGAGAGGUCACAGGCUCCCCGCCCUCCUCGGCCCCCAAGAAGGACUCUUUCUUCAGCACCAUCUCCCGUUCCCGCUCUCACAGCAAGACCAUGGGCCGGAAGGAAUCGGAAGAAGAAUUAGAAGCCCAGAUUUCAUUUCUUCAAGGACAGCUGAAUGACCUGGAGGCCAUGUGCAAAUACUGUGCCAAGAUGAUGAACACUCACUUGGGAAAUAUCCAGGAUGUCAUAUUACAGGAGAAUUUGGAGAAGGAAGACGAGAUCCUGGUGUCUCUAGCAGGACUAAAGCAGAUCAAAGACAUCCUCAAAGGCUCCCUGCGCUUCAACCAGAGCCAGCUGGAGGCCGAGGAGAACGCGCAGAUCACCAUCGCCGACGACCACUACUGCUCCAGCGCUCAGAGCAAGGCCUCGGCGGGCGGCCCCGCGUGGAAGCCGCCGCUGCCGGCGCCCCAGCAGAGCCGGCCCAGUGUGCCCGCAGCUUCGGAUGACUAUAUCCUGGUUUCCAAAGAGGAUGAGGAAGGCAAUGGGAAUGGAGCUUCCGGCCCAGCGGUGUCUCUCCGGGCUCACAAAGGCCCGUCAGGGAAGCCCGAGAGGCUGUCUCGGUCCUCCCUGGUGUUCUCGGAUCCCCUCACGGGCACCACGUCGGUGUCCUCCAGCAAUCUGAGCUCCAGCCCUGAUGAUGACGACAGCAGCAGUGCCAGCAAGGACUCCGACUUCACCAUCGUGAGCCCCUUGGACCUCUGAGCGCACCGUUCGGAGCCUCCCCUGCCGAGGCCAGGGAGCCGCUUCGCGUGGGCCGCCUCUAAAGCCUACCCUGUCAUUGUGAGCAUCCCCGAGGUGAGCUCCGUCCAUCGGAACCCGCCCCAGAGGACACAUGGAGCGGAUUCAGCCCCCACCUCAAGCCUCGUCCCAGGCCUUCCCCGGAAAGGGCAGCUCCAGGCGCUCCCUGCACUCCGCUUGAUUUGCCAACGCCGCCUCCAAAGCCUCCGCACUGAUCAGGACCAACCAGGGGCGCAACGGGAGGCUGUCUUGACUGUACAGAGACGUUUUGCCUCCAGUGCGCCGGGGAGCUGGCCAAACCAGGCCAGGCCCUUCAGCCAUCGGCGUCCCCUCCCCCGGCUGGCCGGCGGUCGUGUCUCCCCUCGACCUAGGCCCAGGUUCCAUUGUAGAUGUCCUGACGAAUGAGCCCGAUGCCAGCACGCUUCUUCUUUUCAUCCAGUAUUGAACACAAAAUCUGACACCGUCCGUUUCUCAGUGGCCGCCGCUUGGAAAAUGGACGCCGACCACCAGGAGUGCGAGGCCCGACCUAGCCGCCCGACUCCUGAACGAGGAAAAGCUGCCGCCCAGCCCAUGGCUUCCCCUCUGUAAGUGGCUGCCCUGGCAGGAGGAAGCCGAUGCCGCUUUAGAGGUUCGCCCGGACCCCUCUCAGCCCAGCGCAGCCAGAGAGUGCUUGUGCCCUCUGACGUGCCGCUGCAGCAGGUUUGAGAAGGUUUUGUCAGCCCUGAUCAGGCUCCGCGGCGCCUGCGGGGUGAACGCGCUCCUGGAGGCAGAUGGCCGGAGGCUGCCCUCCUGUCCCGCUUCCUCUGUCCAUAAUGUGACCGUGCCCAAGGCCUUUCCCAUGUGUUCCAUGGUUUAAGCUCUAGCAGGAAAAGCGUCUCUAACACGUGGUCCAGAAGGCAGUCGGAAGCUCUGUCUUUGCCUUGUUCUCCAUUCCAGCCCUGCUGGGCAGAUCAUUACAAGGUUCUCUCCGUCCACCCGCCACCAGGAGCACGCGCACAGAUGGUUGUGCCAAAUGGCUGCCUUUAAACACCUCGCUGGGCCUCCUCCUUCCAGAUUCUGGCCGGGUCUGAUGGGCCGGGCCCAGGGACAUCCGCAGACCGACCGGCGAGCAGGAUCUGAUUCCAGAGGGGUUGCCUGGGCUCAUCCAUUCCAGACGCUGCCUGUCCUGCUAGACUAGCCUGACCCAGCCCAGCCCAAUCAAAGGCCGCUCUCCCCUCGGUGGGCAGCUCGUGCCGUAGCUGUCCUUCUGAGCAAAAGCAGCAGUUUGGUCUGAAGUACGCCAGGGUUCGACCUAUUCAGGUCCAGGAUUUGAGGGUGUUUGGGUGGGGUGCGGAUGCCAGAUUCCAAUUAUCCCAGACCCCGGAAGCCUUCUUUUGUAGCCCAGAGCGAUCUCCGUCUUGCCUCUAAGGGAGGAGAGGAGCAGUGCCCUCCCAGACCCCGCAGGGCCGGGGCCUCUUCAGGGAAUGCCUCUUCUCCUUCCAGCCAGGCACUCGCUUUUCUCAGCCUUCCCUCUUUCCUUUUCACACUGUUCAAGUCUUACUUCAUCUCAGUGCCAUGAAAGAAGAGAAAGGGGUUCAGGGCUCUUGGUUAGUGGAGCAGCUAUUUGUGUUUCAUCAAACAUUCUUUUUUGAAAUCCUGAAAAUAGGAAGCCUUUUUUUGGUCAUUGGGGGGUUUGGGUUGCUUUGGGGGGAUGGAUUUUUUGUUUAUUUUUUUACUUUCUGUAUCAAUAACUGUGUAUAGAAAUCACUGAAAUGCUUUUGGCUUCAUACUACCUGCCAUGUUUUGAUUUUUCAGUUUAAAGCACAUCUUAUAGCAGCCAGGAAGGCAGUCCUCUGAGUUACCUUUUCAUUAUUCCUUUUUACCGUAUCCUCACGCAUCUCCAGUACAUCCUUCCGCCACGUGUUCAGCCUGGAAGCUGAGUACAGACUCCCCUUCCCGCAGGCAGCGGGCUCCACGGAGCCACAGGAGGGAGAGCGGAAGCCCAGGCGUCACCCUGACUUGGCGCUCUGAUGCCGAGAAGGAAUUUGCUCCUUUCGGACGUCCCGAAUCUUCUUCCAAAGAUGACCUGCUCAUUAAGUCCAGUGGCAGCCACCUUCUCCUAGGAAAUCAUCUGCUCUGGGUGCCGUGUCCCUGUGAAUGAGGGAUGGUAGACUGUCAAAGCAGGCCAGAACCUCCCCGUCUGUGCCAUGUGACGGGCUCUCGCCUUGCAUGAAACAUCCGCGCCGGAGAAGCGUUCUGCCUGAAGCCACGAGCACCGUGCCUCGAUGGGGUGAGUGUGGGGCAGUUUCCUAGCUGGAGGAAUGUCUCGCCUGCUUUAUUAAACGGCUAACAAAUGCAAAA
This is a messenger RNA of Monodelphis domestica (gray short-tailed opossum), 13281 nucleotides long. The record is from RefSeq and is a predicted model, not a curated record. NCBI's taxonomy places the organism in Eukaryota, Metazoa, Chordata, Mammalia, Didelphimorphia, Didelphidae.